AUCGAAAGUACUGUGAUAUUGAUGUGAUAGUAAUAGGGACACGCAUUCCCUAUAACUUAGAAAAACAUUCAAUCAUAUUGUUAGAGUAUUUUGCAAGAUUCCAUCGCGAAUACAGAAGGCAAGCUUCCAGAAUGGACAAUAACAAAUUUUAAACUUCAGAAUUUCCAAGCUGUCCAAAGGAGAUAAGGAAAAUAAAUUGUAUUGAAAAAGUAGCAAGGAAGUUUAUUUUUGAAUUGUGUAAACAAAAAUCAAAGGAACAUAAAUUAUUAGCUAAUUACCUCUUGAUAUUUGUAAAUAAACAGUGUAUAUGAUAUAUAUGAAAGUUUAAUCUAAUUUGUAAAGGUUGGAUAGAAUUAUUAUUAAACAUAUUCCAGUCAUAAUUUUUUAGUAUGCCUUUCAAAAAAUACCAUAACUUGACUGAACCAUUCUAUGAUUCAGUUUGGUCAAAAAUAGUCCUUUUCUAUUUCUAAUGUAAAUAAUGUGCUAGUCUACCCCUGCAUACUCGCAUGGAUAAUUCCUUUGUAGGGCUAUUUUAUUCUUUUGUGUUGGUGACUUUUGAUAAAUUGUAAUGAAAAUGAGAUUCAUAUCAAUAAAGACAAAUAUAUUUUUACAUAUGUUUUCCUCAUUGAUAUUGAUUGUAUUCAAAAUGUCUAAUAACAUGAGUAUGCCUUAUUGUAGUCUUGAACAUGACAUUAUAUAAACUUGACUCUUUGUAAGCUGUAUGUAUCAUGGCAAAUAGAAAGAAGAAUGAUGUGA
Molecule: messenger RNA, 756 nt
Organism: Penaeus vannamei (Pacific white shrimp)
Lineage: Eukaryota; Metazoa; Arthropoda; Malacostraca; Decapoda; Penaeidae
Source: RefSeq, a predicted model, not a curated record